Haliotis rubra (blacklip abalone) is the source of this 1923-nucleotide messenger RNA. RefSeq names its product carbohydrate sulfotransferase 1-like. Gene Ontology annotation, biological process: sulfur compound metabolic process; N-acetylglucosamine metabolic process. Lineage: Eukaryota; Metazoa; Mollusca; Gastropoda; Lepetellida; Haliotidae. Bases 128 to 1327 code for a protein of 399 amino acids. The record is from RefSeq and is a predicted model, not a curated record. The transcript is spliced from 4 exons. Gene Ontology annotation, molecular function: N-acetylglucosamine 6-O-sulfotransferase activity.
AAGCUGACAGUUGAUGUCCUCAUAAACUUGCCGUAGAGCCUGACAGUCGGACGGGCACGGUCGCGGCCAGGAGGAACAUGGCAAUACUCACAUAUCAAGUCAAGGUCUUUCAUAUACUUCCACGAUCAUGACACACAAAGUAUUUACAAAAUGGCGGUUGUUAAACAGGCGGCAGUUCCUGUGCUGGCUCUCGGUGAUGGGUGUGUCGACGAUACUGUGCCUGUGGAUGAGCCUCGUGAACAACACACUGCAACAUCACCACCCGCAAUCUGUCAAGGUGAAGGACAGGACGAUGACCCAGCCCCGGAAGGUCUUAAUUCUGUCGUACAUGCGCAGUGGAUCAACAUUGACUGCUGACAUUGUGCAGCAACAGCCCGAUGUGUUCUAUGUGUUUGAACCAUUGUUCUCUGUUGAGACAAUCAGGGGAAGAUACCUGGCACCUGUAUAUCUGGACAAGCCGUCACGUCUAUUGUCACUGAAGACAGAGUACUCAAACAAAAUUGACAUCUUGAAGGCAUUUCUCUCGUGUUCCCUCGCGUCCGUGGACCUCCUGACCCUACACCAACACCACAUGGACAAGAGUAAAACCACAGUUCAAUACAACAACUGCAUCCAUAACACAACCAUACGCGAUUUCGAAUCAAAAUGUCUCAACAAAUUGAUUGAAAAGUGUCAAGGAUCACAAAUAUCUUUAAUCAAAACCAUCCGCAUGAAGAUGGAGGCUACUGAGGAGAUCCUCCACCUGAACAAGGACCUGAAGAUAAUCCUCCUGGUCAGAGACCCAAGGGCAACUCUCAUGUCCAGGAUUCGACUCUCGCAACUCAGCUGGAGGAAGGUGAAUGUGGUAGAGCACCACGUCAGAGCAUCCUUCUCUCACUGUGGGAUGGUGCUGAGAGAUGUUAGAGAUGCUGUAAGACUGUCAAAACUUUACCCCGGAAGAGUCGGUAUACUGCUGUACGAAAAAUUGAUCGAGAAUCCCACAUCAAUGACUGAGUUGAUAUAUGACUUUUUAGAUUUACAAUUAACACCAAAUAUAGCCAGUUAUGUACACAACAUCACAGGGGCCGGUUUGCCUGACAGCUGCCCGCUGUGUACAACAAGGAAAAACUCCACAGAAACAGCGAAUAGAUGGAGGCUUGAUCUCAGUCUCGACAGUGUUAUGCAAAUAGAUCAGAAUUGUCUCCCUUUGUAUGAUCAACUGGGUUACCUCCCUUUCAAAACUGCUGCUGACCUUGUUAACACAAAUUUGCCAUCCUGGUUAGAAAAGCCCAUUUCUGGUUUCUUAACGGACCGCGUGUACUACACGGAAACGAGAAACCCAUUCUAGUGAUCCUACUGGCGGAGGGGUCCAAGGAACUACGUGUAUCGGGCGUGUAAGUCUCGCGAGGCGCUACUUCCGGUACUGAGCUAGUUCCCGACUCCCUUUGCGCGCGCCAACUUGCGAUAUGCGAAACGGGGCCCAGCUUACUUCCGUUACCAGAUUUCCGGUGACAAGCGUACAAAUUGCGCGAGCGCCACAUAUGACUCUACUAGACCGGACCAAGAGUACAGCCAUGCUUGGCUGUCACAGCUGUUGACAGUCGUGAUAGUUGGCUAAUUUGGGGAUGGUUAGGUCGGAUUUUUUUUAUUCAUGCAAUGAUUAUCAGCUCCUUACUGUCAACUGACAACCAUGAGACCAUUCGAACAGGUACGAAACGUUAUUUGUCACAGAAAGUACUAUGUCUCGUGAAGUGCCGUGACCUACUUACGGACCCUAUUCCACUGAGUACUCAUCCACCAUUAUCCGGGGUAUUAAAUGACAUCUUCAUCAUCUCCACCAUCUUAAUCAUCUUCAUCAUCUUCAUCAUCUUCACCAUCUUAAUAAUCUUCAUCAUCUUCACCAUCUUAAUCAUCUUCAUCAUCUUCAUCAUCUUCACCAUCUUC